AUGUUUUUAAAACGGAUUACAAACUGCCUUUUAUUUUUUACUUUAACGUUUCUCCCAAAUACAGAUGCAGAGAAUGAUUUCAGAGCAAUUGAAGGAGAAACUGUCUAUCUUCCCUGCCACUCACCCCCUAUUGACAGUGUACAAGUUUCUGUAGAGUGGACAAAACAUAGUACAAACAGCACAACUAUUUGUCAAUGGUAUAUUAAUAACAUUACUGGAUCUCACACUGGAGACUGCUUUCCUCGUUUCAAAUUCAACAACAAGUCUUUUACACUAAGUAUAGAAAAAGUUCAGCUCAUUGACUCUGGUCAUUACAGCUGUACAACAUCAAGAUUAAUACCACCACCAACAUUACACAAUACCACAAAUGUGACACUCCAAGUUGAAGUUCGUCCACAUCUGUCUCUGCAGAAACUGAACAGCAGUAAUGUCACCUGUUUCCAUCUGCUCUGCUCUAUGGAGGGUCUGACGACUGAGCUGGUGAACUUCACCUGGAGCCGAGAGGGUCAAAGUUCACUUCAUCCAUUCAAAUCUUAUGCCACGAACAGUGAGCUGCGUCUGUGUAAACCUGACUGGAGUGACGGAGACACAAUCACCUGUUACGCCAGCUACUCAAGCGCACACGUUGUACACAAAAGUAUACAACUCACUUCACAGAGAGAUGAACUCGAACAGAACAUUCCAGUUGUUUGCAUGGCCAUUUUCAGCUUCUUCAUCAUCUGCAUUGUUUUCAUCUGGAUAAUGUUCUGCGUGUCCAAACAUAAGACCUCCAGCUGAUGUACAUGUGAUUUGGUUAGAAUCUCUAGUCCACUUUUAAUUUGAUUUGAAUGUGAACUAAAUUUAGUGUCUGUAAAAGACUAGUGUCGUCCUGCAGAGUCUGACCUGCUGCCCUGGACCAUCAGCAUGAGAGCUUUAGAAGAGUAAACACGCUGUAAUAUUUUUUAAAAAUUAUACUUUUUUAUGAUGCUUUGGAUUACGCUUUCUUAGA
Molecule: messenger RNA, 988 nt
Organism: Sinocyclocheilus grahami
Lineage: Eukaryota; Metazoa; Chordata; Actinopteri; Cypriniformes; Cyprinidae
Exons: 4
Coding region: 1-777 (258 amino acids)
Cellular component (GO): membrane
Source: RefSeq, a predicted model, not a curated record